Lolium rigidum is the source of this 3437-nucleotide messenger RNA. Its product is annotated as putative disease resistance protein RGA1. Gene Ontology annotation, molecular function: ADP binding. The transcript has 4 exons. NCBI's taxonomy places the organism in Eukaryota, Viridiplantae, Streptophyta, Magnoliopsida, Poales, Poaceae. Bases 254 to 3322 code for a protein of 1022 amino acids. Gene Ontology annotation, biological process: defense response to other organism. The record is from RefSeq and is a predicted model, not a curated record.
CCAUAUGGCACUUCUUUUAGUGCACCUGUCCACCAUGUGAAAUCACUAGGUAUUCAAGUAGGUAAGAGAUGUGCAGCGUGUCGAUUCCGCUGAUGAAGAUUAGUCACUAGGAAGAUGCCCCUCCGGCUUACAGAUUACCACAUGGCCACACCGAGAACUCACCCUGCCCAGUCAUGUCCUUAGGCAUUCCAAGAAAGCUCCCCUCCACAACCUAGCAUGUGAAGCACUUGUAGGAAAUCGCUCAGAUCUGCUAAUGGCGGACCCAUUGACUGCUGCUGUCGCAGUAGGAUGGGGCAUGAAAGCCGCAGGGUGGGUUGCCUCGCCCAUCAUCUCUGAUCUGUUCAAGAAAGCAUCCUCAUAUCUUGGCUUUGAUGCAUCGGAGAAGCUGAGUGAGCUUGAGCCAAAGAUUUUAUUGCUGGAGCGGGUGAUGGGAGCGGUUGAGGAGAGUCCUUACAGGCCUCGAUUGGAGGGGCUCUACAGUAAACUUAAAUCUGCGUUCUACGAAGCAGAGGAAAUCUUGGAUGAUGUUGAGUACUACCGUCUGGAGAAGAAGAUACAAGAUGGCAAGGUCAAGUCAGAGGUUGCCGGGCCUUCACGUCCCUUGAAGCAGAUCUGGUCUGUCGUGGUGAAGAGCUCUCCACUAAAACAUCAGGAGAGUGGUAUGUCAACAGUUGAGUUAAAAAAGAAGCUAGAAAGAAUAGAAAAGGUCAUAAAUGAUGCGUGCAAAGUUUUAAAACUGAUGAACUUGCCAAGCAUAAGUGGUGGAAACCAGAGCCAUGUUGUUGCUGCCAACUUGCGAGGCAGUGUCACUACUUCGAGGCCUGUAUCAAAGAUUAUCGGACGAGAUGAAGACUGUGAUAAGAUCGUAGCAAUGCUUCAUGAGAAGGAAGAACAUGGUCAGCCUGACAGCAAUAGUGUUCCAUGUUAUUCUGUAGUUGGCAUUCAUGGCAUCGGCGGCUCAGGGAAAUCAUCCCUUGCACAACUUGUGUGUGCCCGUGAGAAGAAGGAUAGCCAUUUUGACCUUGUAAUGUGGGUUCAUGUUUCUCAGGAUUUUAGUGUGCGUACCAUUUUCAUGGAAAUGUUUGAGGCUGCUACAGGUACUUUGUGCCCUCAAUUGGAAAAUCUUGACACCUUACAAGAUAAGUUGGAGGAGAAACUGCGUGGAAGACGUUUCCUCUUGGUACUAGAUGAUGUUUGGUACAAUAUUAGAGAUGCAACACAGUCUGAAAAUCUGCAACAGAUACUCUCGCCUCUCAAGGCUGGAGAGGCAGGAAGCAAGAUCCUAGUGACUAGUCGAACUGAAGAUGCAUUAUUAGCUCUGGGUGCCGUGAAGCAGAGAUGUAUUCCCAUAUCUGUCCUAGAUGAAGAUGUCUUCUGGAAAUUGCUCAUGCAUUAUGCACUCCACGGCGUACCUGCUGAUGAUCAUGCUCGUAGAACACUGGGAGACAUUGGGAAAGAUAUUGCAAAAAACCUGAAGGGGUCACCUCUAGCAGCCAGAAUAGUUGGAGGACAACUGCAUAUAAGGCCAAACGUCGAGUUCUGGAGAAGCGUUCGUGAUCGGGACCUUUUGAACGAGACGAUGGGAGCACUGUGGUGGAGCUACCAUCAUCUUCGUGAGCAGGUCAAGCGAUGCUUUGCUUUCUGCAGUAUUUUUCCUCGAAGACAUUUGUUGGAACGUCACGAGUUAGUAAAGCUAUGGGUUGCAGAAGGGUUUGCUAGAUUGACUAGUGAAGGGGAGGAUAUGGAAGAUGUUUGCCAGGAAUACUUUGAUGAACUAGUGUCAGCCUCGUUUCUGCAACUUAAAGCAAAGAAGAAUUCUCACGAGAAGGACUACUAUUUAGUUCAUGAUCUGUUGCAUGAUUUAGCGGAGAAGGCCGCUGGAAGUGACUGUUUCAGAAUCGAAAAUAGUUGGGAACAGCAUGGAAAAUUCCCAGCAGUGGAAGUUCAUCCAAACGUUCGCCAUAUUUUUGUUCAGAGAUAUGAUGAAGAAUUGAUUACUAAGAAGAUAUGCCAAUUGUACAACUUACGGACCCUGAUCAUUGGUAGUGGAUAUAGUUGGGAAACAGUUGGGGAGCAAGUUCUGAAGUGUAUGUUUAAGAGGCUAAGGAAGUUGCGUGUGCUUACCAUAAUUGCCAAAGAUUUUAUAGGUUCUGACGUCUCCCCAACUGUGCCAGUCCCAGCAUGUAUUGGUCGAUUAAGGCACCUGAGAUAUCUUGCUUUUCGGCCUUGUCAUGAGGCUAGAGGUCGGAGGAUGAUUUUACCGGCAACUUUUGCAAAGCUAUGCCACAUGCAGAUUCUAGAUUUUGAUUCGAUUAAGAAAGUGGUGUUUUCCUCUUGUGAAGAUAUUUCUAGCCUCGUUAACUUGCGGCAUGUAAUCUGCUUCGAAGAUGUGGAUCUUGGAAGCAUCGGCAGUCUGACGUCACUCCGAACAAUGGCAGCCUUUGAUGUAAAAAGGGGACAAGGCCAUGAGUUAAAGCAACUCGGGAACCUAAACAAGCUUCGCGGACAGCUGUUGAUCGGGGGCCUGGAAAAGGUUGAAAGCAAGGCGGAAGCUCUGGAGGCCAAUCUGGCCAGUAAGGAAGGGCUCAGUACACUGGAACUGUCCUGGGCUUGGAGUGGUGAAGCGGGUCUAGAAGUUCAGGCAGAGGUACUAGAGGGUCUUUGCCCACCCAAAGAUCUUAAAUCACUGAUUAUCGAAAAUUACAAAGGCCCGAGGUAUCCAAGUUGGAUGCACAACGGUGGCCCAAAGCACGUGAACCGUCUCGUGCUUUCACACUGCACCGAACCUGGUCCUGAACUUGUUGGGUUUUGCGCUCAUCUCCGUCAGAUCAUGAUUUCGUGCUGCAGCUGGGACGCCUUGCCAGAUUACAUGGAGCACCUGACGUCACUGCACACGCUGCACAUCUCGCACUGCCGAAAUAUUCGGUCGCUUCCAGCACUGCCGCAGUCUCUUGAGCACAUACACCUGUAUGAGUGCGAUGAGUUGUCAAUGAGUUCCUGUCGCAUAGAGCACCUGACGUCACUGCAGAUGCUGACGAUUUCUUCUUGCGAUGGUACUCUGUCGCUUCCAACACUGCCGCAGUCUAUUAAGAACUUCAACCUCCUUACCGACAAUGAGGUGUUGCUGAGUUCGUGCAGAACAGCUGGAGAUCCAGAUUGGCAAAAGAUUAAGCACAUUCCGUACGCAUCAAUAGGCAAUAGUAUGGAAAUAGAAGAAACCGCAAUGAAAAUGGGAGUUGUACAAGACCAGAAGGAAGCGAAGAAGAUAUUUUAUCGUCAAUUUUUGAGUGACGUCGUACUGCGUCUAAGUCGUGACUCGUGACCAUUGAACCUGCCUGAGUGAAGUGCUGCUCCACUCAUCAGCUACACACGGUGCAAAACUUGAUGUAUGCCAAUAGACUAUAGACUAGUAUGGUCUUUAAUAACUUGAGCACCGA